Molecule: messenger RNA, 3398 nt
Organism: Cornus florida
Lineage: Eukaryota; Viridiplantae; Streptophyta; Magnoliopsida; Cornales; Cornaceae
Product: scarecrow-like protein 33
Exons: 2
Coding region: 408-2738 (776 amino acids)
Biological process (GO): regulation of DNA-templated transcription
Cellular component (GO): nucleus
Molecular function (GO): DNA-binding transcription factor activity; sequence-specific DNA binding
Source: RefSeq, a predicted model, not a curated record
UUGAGAAGGAGGGUUAAAGAAGUGGAAAAGAUCUCGGGGGAGUGGACAACGAUGACGGUGGGACUUGUCAAACAAGAAUUAUGGAUUGUCAUUUUCCAAACUUAACUUGGGGAUGAGGAUCAGAUUCACCGGCGGACUGACUGGCUAUUGCCGGUGAAAGAUAUCGCGACACUUUAGUCAUCAGUUAGACCAUUCACAAACUUCGUAAUCUUACUUUCUUUCCCCACUGAAUCAGCACACUGGUUCCCAGAACCUUCGUGGCUUCGUAAACGCAGCCACAGCAGAGUCGUCGCUGCCAGUUCCUUUCUUUUUAAAUAGACCUUAUUAGCUUUGCUAUUUGGUUCAGCGCUCUCUCCCAUCACCACGAACGAAGAGUCUCUAUUCCUUUCAGAUUUUUUGGGGCAUAGAUGGUUAUGGAUCCACGAUACAAUGAAUUCCUUGAUUCGAUGAAUGGGUUCAAAUUCGACGAGGAUACUGUUUUACCCCGUUUCGAUCAGUCACAAGAUCUCAAGAACGGACAUAAAUUCGUAGAUGAUUCUUUGGAUUUGGAUUUCAGUUUCAUGGAUAAACCUUUCCUUGAACCUGAUCCAGACCCCGGUAAUCUUCCUUCAUCUUCGAAUGUGAGCUCAGAAGUCCAAUCUCCUGAUGACCAAGAGUUUUCCGAAACGGUUCUCAAGUUCCUAAGCCAGAUACUCAAUGAAGAGAAUAUGGAGGAGAAGCCCAGUAUGUUUCAUGAUCCUCUGGCUCUACAGGCAGCUGAGAAAUCUUUGUAUGAAGUUAUUGGUGAGCAGUAUCCGCCUCCUCCUGACCAACCCCCUCUUUACUUCAGUCAGAACAUCGCAAGUCCAGAUGGUAAUUUCUUUGGAAGUUCCAGUGAGAAUAGCACUAACAGCACUACUAGUGCUGGGAACUCCAUUGACACUCAAUGGAUUGUUGAUCGUGUUGAGUUUACACCAUCAGUGAUACAAAGUCAUUCCUCGGAAUACUCUUUCCAGUCCACUUUGCAGGCUGGUUCGCAGUGGUCAUUUGGCUCUAUAAACGGCUUCAGUAACGAAGUUAAUGGUCCUAUAGACCCUUCUUCGAGUACCCAUCUGAUUUCGAAUGUUUUUAGUGAUAGCGAAUCCAUCUUGCAAUUCCAGAGAGGAAUGGAGGAAGCUAGUAAGUUCCUUCCUCCUGAAAAUAAUUUGAUUAUUGAUUUGGAGAAUUACACAUUGCCUCCAAAGUCAACAGAAGAGGCUCCAGAACCUGUGGUCAAGGUAGAGACGGACGAGAGGGAGUACUCACCUAAUGGCUCAAGGGGAAGGAAGCACCAUCUCCGGGAGGACACUGAUCUAGAAGAAGAGAGGAGCAGCAAGCAGUCGGCAGUUUUUGUUGAAGAGGCUGAGGUAUCAGAGUUGUUCGACAGAGUUUUGCUCUUCACAGAUGAGAUGUGUAACACUGCAUCUUGUUGUACCAUUGAUGAAGAACAGCAGAGUGGAGUGAGCAAGACCUUGCAGCAGAGUGGAGUGAGCAAGACCUUGCAGCAGAGUGGACAACCACGUGGAUCUAAUGGCGGAAAGUCUCGUGCUAAGAACCAGAGCAACAUUAAGGAAGUGGUGGAUUUGAGGACACUUUUGAUCAACUGUGCACAAUCAGUUGCUGCUGAUGAUCGCAGGACAGCAAAUGAACAACUCAAGCAGAUCAGACAACACUCUUCUCCCACUAGUGAUGGAACACACAGGUUGGCCCAUAUCUUUGCUAAUGGUCUUGAGGCACGUUUGGCCGGCACUGGAUCUCAGAUUUAUAAAGUCCUAGCUUCCAAGAGAAUAUCAGCUGCCGAGAAGUUGAAAGCUUACCAGCUUUAUCUUUCAGCCUGUCCAUUCAAGAAGAUUUCAAUUUUCUUUGCAAACAAAAUGAUUUUCAAACAAGCCAUGAAAGCUCCAAAUAGGGUCCUCCAUAUUAUUGAUUUUGGUAUCCUAUACGGUUUCCAGUGGCCCAUCUUUAUCCAACAUCUUGCAUCAAUACCUGAUGGACCUCCCAAGCUUCGAAUUACUGGGAUAGAGUUCCCCCAACCUGGUUUCCGGCCAGCAGAAUUGGUUGAGGAGACAGGGCGUCGGUUGGCGAAGUACUGUGAGCGCUUUAAUGUUCCAUUUGAGUACAAUGCCAUAGCAGCACAGAAAUGGGAAACUAUAGAAAUUGGGGACCUCAAGAUUAACAGCGAUGAGGUGCUUGCUGUGAAUUGUUUAUUUCGGUUUAAGAAUUUGCUCGAUGAGACUGUUGUGGACAACAGUCCAAGGGAUACUGUUCUGAAGUUAAUCAGGAAGAUGAAUCCGGACAUUUUUGUCCAUUCUGUUACUAAUGGAUCCUACAGUGCUCCCUUCUUUGUCACUCGGUUCCGGGAGGCACUCUUUCACUAUUCAGCAUGGUUUGAUAUAUUUGAAACUUACAUAGCUCGUGAAGAACAGGAGAGGAAGAAUCUUGAGAAAGAGUUCUUUGGGCGAGAGGUUAUGAAUGUCAUUGCAUGUGAGGGUUCAGAGAGGGUCGAGCGGCCUGAGACAUACAAGCAGUGGCAGGUUCGCAACAUCAGGGCUGGUUUCAGGCUCCUCCCCUUGAACGAGGAGCUCACGAAGAAAUUGAAGGGUAAGGUGAAGGUUGGGUAUCAUGACAGAAAUUUUGUGAUUGAUGAAGACAGUGGGUGGGUGUUGCAGGGAUGGAAGGGUCGCAUUCUCUAUGCUAGCUCAUGUUGGGUACCUGCAUAGAAGUCUUUUGAGGGCAUUUUUGUUAGGACGCAAAAUUGAAGACUAAGGUUUCUUCCAACGUGCACAUGCUGGAGAAUGAUAGCGAAGGUAUUACUUUCUGCAAGUAGUACUCUCUCUCUCUCUCUCUUACACACACAUGCAAGCACACAAAAAAACAUGUGUAGAUGUUUAUAACUGGAGUUACAUAUGAAUGCACACCUGUGUAAUUAUAUGUUUUUACAUAUGUAUUCAUCUGCUAAGUAUGGGACACACUCGGGUGUUAUCUCUGGAAUAUAAGUUUGAUUUCGGUUAGUGGUUAAUAAAAUUUACCCAGUCAGUUAAAAAGGAGCUAAAAUUGCAGGUUUCUUUUUAUGAGAUGAUCUGUAUUAGUAACCUUCUAUCAGAAGACACUCGUGGAUUGGGAUAAUGUUCUGCACUAGUUAAAUAGACAUGGUGGCUGAAUGCUUAGUGGUCUAAACAUGGUUGUAAUCGAUCAUAUUAUUUCUUUUCCUAGCUUUUUCCAAUUGAUGACGGGAUUUAACUUGGGGUUGAUGUAGUUCUGCUUCUUGCCUGUAAAUUUUCUUAAUUGGUUAGUUGUUGUGUUCCUCAUUGUUAGUAGAUUUAUCUUCUAUGAAUGUGGAAUUUGGAAAUCUUCUUGUAUUGCAUCCUUGUUUCCUGGUC